Messenger RNA from Haemorhous mexicanus (house finch), 3608 nucleotides. RefSeq names its product rabphilin 3A like (without C2 domains) (gene RPH3AL). The coding region runs from base 171 to 1217 and encodes 348 amino acids. The record is from RefSeq and is a predicted model, not a curated record. The transcript has 9 exons. Gene Ontology annotation, biological process: intracellular protein transport. Lineage: Eukaryota; Metazoa; Chordata; Aves; Passeriformes; Fringillidae. Gene Ontology annotation, molecular function: small GTPase binding.
GAGGUGAAAGCGGUGUGUGGAAAAGUUACCAGCACGUCCUGCUUCUGGGAGGUGGGAGAAACCACCCGUGGGAGAAUGAGUUGUCCUGGGUUUUAGGUGAUAUCACACGAACGGUGCUAUAGGGAAGAAGGUGUGACUCCUGCCACCCCACCCCUCCCCAGGCUGGGGCCAUGGCUGACAUGAUUUUUGGCAGUGGUUCUGGCCCCUGGGUUUGCCCAAACGACCGGCAGCUGGCCCUGAGAGCCAAGCUCCAGACGGGCUGGUCAGUGCACACAUUCCAGACUGAGAAGCAGAGGAAGAUGCAGGCUCUGAGCCCCAAGGAGCUUGAGCUCAUCCUGGGAGUCAUCCGCAAGGCGGAGCAGCUGGACGUGGCGGAGCAGCAGCGCGUCGGGCGCCUGGUGGAGAGGCUGGAGAACAUGAGGAAGAACGCCAUGGGGAACGGCCUCUCGCAGUGCCUGCUCUGUGGGGAGAUGCUGGGGCUGCUGGGCAGCUCCUCUGUCUUCUGCCAGGACUGCAAAAAGAAAGUUUGCACCAAGUGUGGGAUAGAAACUGUUGGAGCCCAGAAACGUCCCCUGUGGCUGUGCAAGAUCUGCAGUGAGCAGAGAGAGGUCUGGAAGAGGUCUGGGGCGUGGUUCUACAAAGGGCUGCCCAAGUACAUCGUGCCUCUGAAGAGCAGCAGCAGCAGCAAAGCCCUGGAGCUGCAGAGCCAGCCCUGGCAGGGCGAGCCCGAGAGCGUCGGGAGCGGCCGCUCCUUCACCUGGGCCAGGGGAAAAGUGGUUUCCAGUGACAGUGAGAGCGACUCGGAGCUCAGUUCCUCCAGCCUGGAUGACAAACCCGUCCCUGUGGGAUCAAAAGGCUCUCAAGGGAGAAAGCUCCAGGCAGGAAUGGCACAUCUUCUCCUGUCCCUGCAGCACCCACCAGGGGACCCAGCCCGGCCAGGAGCAGAGCCUUGGGGACCCCCCAGUGUCCCCAGCUGUGGGGGAGCCACAGCAGCCUGGGCAGUGAGCAGGGGGCCGAGCUCAGCCCCACGGAGAGUGGCCAGAGUGACCAAGCCUCGGGCAGGCGCCACAGCGACGCGGGCACCAGCACCCCUGGCAAACGACGAGCCCACAGCAGAACCAGGCUCUGAUGGGGCUGAAGAUGGAGCUGCUCUGUCCUGGAUCCAGCUCUGCCAUUCCUCAGGUUCCACCCCAGGCAGGAGCUGCUGCCAGUGGUGACUCUGAUGCUCUUCCCCAGGCAGUGGCAGCUGGGACAGCACUGCCUGUCCCCUGAGAGCCCCAGCAGAGAGCCUGGCCCUGGGGUUUUCCUGUGGCUCCCGUGGGGAAGGUGCUCCUUGUGUCUGCUGUCGUUGUUUUGUUCUGCUUGGAGUGAGUUUGGAGGGGCCAGCAGGAACCAGAAGCUGCUGCUGAGCCUGGUGGAGCUCCUGUUCCCUCCCUCCCUCUCUGCUCAGGGUAAAGGAACACUCCAAGGAGUUUGCUGGGAUUUUUUCACUCCCCUUGGCCGUGCUCAUGGGAGGGUGGGGGUCAGGGGAGAUGUGUUUGCUGCAGCUCCUGGGGGGAGCACAGCCCCAAACCUCAGCCCAGCUGGCUGCCUGUGGGUGCCCAAAUGGGAUAAAAGCUUUCAAAUGACUUUAUCCUGUAAAGCUCUGCAGAUCCCCCUCCCACGUGCACAGCUUACAUGAGCAAGAGCCUUUCUUUUGCCUUUUUCCUGGAAGUCUGGAGCAUCUGGCUGACUCUGGUGGUGUCAUCAUGAGUCAGGCUCUUGAAAACUGCAUGCCCGGGUCCUGCUUAUCCUCCAGAAUGGACAAUUUCCCUCUAAGGCCUGACAGAUGAGAAAAAUCAAAUUACCUCACGUCUCUGGAGCAAUUAGAUCUUUGAAGGCCUGAACAAAACCCACACUGGGAGUCUGUGGAUUUUAUUAAAUGCUUUGGAGCUGACCUGUCUGUUAUGAAGAAACAAAGGAUUCCAAAAAGUUCCCUCUGCAACCACAGAGUUAAAGGCAAUUUGUGCCCAUUAAUGUCAGCCUUGCCCCUGGUUAUUUCUCUUUUGUUCUGUUUCCCUUUGCUCUGGGCACUCUGUGUGCAGGCAGUGUGUGUUCUCACAAAUGGCUGCAGUGUGAAGAUAAAUGAGAUUGGGUGCUGGAGCACUCUGGCAGGAGAUGGGAAAUCAAUCCCUGCCUUGCUUUUCAGGUGAGCAUGGCCCAACAGAGGCCCAUUCCCCCACUGCUCCCCAGGUCAUGGGCUGUGGCAGCUUGCUGGUGAAAUGCUUCCAAGCCUCCCUCUGUGAUCUGCUCCUGCCCUUUUGCAAAUGGAAACAAAACCUUUUGCUUCCUGAGAUGGCAGAAAAAGAAAUCCCUGAGUGGGAGGGGCACAGCAUCAGUGUUGGAGAGAGCAAGGGAUGAGGUUGUUCUCCACUGAGGGAUGUUUUAUGGCAUGGUCUGUUGUUAACCUGGCCAUUAACUGCAUCUGUGGAAUGGGGAAUGCCAAAACCAUCAGCUGUAGCUGAAGAAGGAACUCCAGCUGUCAGCUUUUGCUGAAAUGCUGGUGUGGUUCCAGGGCUGCUGCUUCUCAGAGCUGUAGGGUCUUCAAUUUCCCAGUAGGGUCUUCAAUUUCCAGUGUGUGUAGGCACCAGAAGGAGUUCUGGUUUGCCUUCAAGCUUUUGGCAGUCCAGGUGAGGCUUGUCCUGCUCUUUGGUGCAGUGCCUCAGACAGCCUGGCCUGCCAGCCAAGUUAAUUCUACAGCAGAAGGAGAGGGGAAAAGACUUUUUUAAAGCUGUUCCUUUCUCAUCACCAGCUCUAGACUGGGUUGGAAAGAGCUUUUAAAGUCUUGAGUGUCAUUUCUAGCUCUCCUUGGGUCCCUGGUGCUUCACUCCAGGGCAGUGCAGGCAGGUCACUGGUGUCCCCAUUCCCACUCUCACUUCCCAGACCACGGGCUGCCAGCUCUGCACAGGAGCCUGGGAGUCCUUGCUGUGCCACUGUGAGGCAGCAGCUCGAUUUUUGACUGAGGCCAGCUUUUAUAAAACAGUCUCAGAGCUAAAUUUGAUGUUGCUCUGGUGCUAGUGAGACUGGAAACUUUUCUUUGUUAUUUUAAAUUUAUUUAUCUUUUCUUUCUUACCUGUGUAUUUUAACUCCAUGGGGUAAUUCCAUAUUUAUCUUUUCUUUCUUACCUGUGUAUUUUAACUCCAUGGGGUAAUUCCAGCUGAGGUUGAACCAGAAUUGUUCAAUCAGCUGUGGAAAGACUCCUCCUGGAUUGAGGGAAGGAUCUGGUCCUGGACAAUGUGAUGCAGGCACAACUGAAUGUGACAGAGGAACAUCUGCAGCUCUGUGCACUAUUUUAUUUUGAAGCCCACUUUUCCCUUUGUGGUGGUUCUCUUGGUUGUGUUUUGUGGCUUUUGUUGGAAUAUUAUCCUAAACCUGAACCUGUCUUUUGAGCCAGCUCAGUGUGGGCAAGAGGAGCUCAGUGGAUGUGCUUAGUCUGCUCUGGUCAUUUGUGUUUAUUAUUUUUUGUGCUCACCUCCAUCCCUCACAACUUUUAUGUGGUAUUUUACUACUGGAAACAAUAAAGCUUUUGCUCAGGAACAGCUCCUUGCCAUUCCUGAAACAGUAGAAAA